This is a messenger RNA of Suricata suricatta (meerkat), 1736 nucleotides long. RefSeq names its product heat shock cognate 71 kDa protein. Gene Ontology annotation, cellular component: cytoplasm; plasma membrane; nucleus. Gene Ontology annotation, molecular function: ATP hydrolysis activity; misfolded protein binding; ATP-dependent protein folding chaperone. The record is from RefSeq and is a predicted model, not a curated record. Lineage: Eukaryota; Metazoa; Chordata; Mammalia; Carnivora; Herpestidae. The coding region runs from base 113 to 1495 and encodes 460 amino acids. Gene Ontology annotation, biological process: cellular response to unfolded protein; vesicle-mediated transport; protein refolding. The transcript is spliced from 6 exons.
UGAGGCAGGGUAUAAGAGACAGGGUGGCGGACGGAAACCGGUCUCAUUAAACGCGGCGUUAGCUUUCCCGGCAGGUAUUUUCUUCGCGAGCCGGGCUCACCCAGAAGCAACUAUGUCUAAGGGACCUGCAGUUGGCAUUGAUCUUGGCACCACCUACUCCUGUGUGGGUGUCUUCCAGCAUGGGAAAGUGGAAAUAAUUGCCAACGAUCAAGGAAACCGAACCACCCCAAGUUAUGUCGCCUUUACGGACACCGAACGAUUGAUCGGUGAUGCUGCAAAGAAUCAAGUUGCAAUGAACCCCACCAAAGACAUCAGCGAGAACAAGAGAGCAGUCCGCCGCCUCCGUACUGCUUGUGAGCGUGCCAAGCGUACGCUUUCUUCCAGCACCCAGGCCAGUAUUGAGAUUGAUUCUCUAUAUGAAGGAAUCGACUUCUAUACCUCUAUUACUCGUGCCCGGUUUGAAGAAUUAAAUGCUGACCUGUUCCGUGGCACCCUGGACCCUGUAGAGAAAGCCCUUCGGGAUGCCAAGCUAGACAAGUCCCAGAUCCAUGAUAUUGUCCUGGUGGGUGGUUCUACACGUAUCCCCAAAAUCCAGAAACUUCUACAAGACUUCUUCAACGGGAAGGAACUGAAUAAGAGCAUCAACCCUGAUGAGGCUGUUGCUUACGGUGCAGCUGUCCAGGCAGCCAUCCUUUCUGGAGACAAAUCUGAAAAUGUCCAAGAUUUGCUGCUGUUGGAUGUCACACCUCUCUCCCUUGGCAUCGAAACUGCUGGUGGAGUCAUGACUGUUCUCAUCAAGCGUAAUACUACCAUUCCUACCAAACAGACCCAGACCUUCACUACCUACUCUGACAACCAGCCUGGUGUGCUCAUUCAGGUGUAUGAAGGUGAGCGUGCCAUGACCAAGGAUAACAAUCUACUUGGCAAGUUUGAACUCACAGGCAUACCUCCUGCCCCCCGUGGCGUUCCUCAGAUUGAAGUCACCUUUGAUAUUGAUGCUAAUGGCAUUCUCAAUGUCUCUGCUGUGGAUAAGAGUACAGGAAAAGAAAACAAGAUCACCAUUACAAAUGACAAAGGCCGCUUGAGCAAGGAAGACAUUGAGCGCAUGGUCCAGGAAGCUGAGAAGUACAAAGCUGAAGAUGAGAAGCAGCGGGACAAGGUGUCCUCCAAGAAUUCACUGGAAUCUUAUGCAUUCAAUAUGAAAGCAACUGUUGAAGAUGAAAAACUUCAGGGCAAGAUCAAUGAUGAGGACAAACAGAAGAUUCUGGACAAGUGUAAUGAAAUCAUCAACUGGCUGGACAAGAACCAGACUGCAGAAAAAGAAGAAUUUGAACAUCAGCAGAAAGAGCUGGAGAAGGUCUGCAACCCCAUCAUCACGAAGCUGUACCAGAGUGCAGGAGGCAUGCCUGGAGGAAUGCCUGGAGGCUUCCCUGGUGGUGGCGCUCCUCCAUCUGGUGGUGCCUCCUCCGGGCCCACCAUUGAAGAGGUUGAUUAAGCCAACCUGAGAAUAAUAGGUCUAGCAUUGUUCCACACAAAACAUUUGAAGGACCCAAAUUUGUAGCAAAUUCCAUGGCAGUUUUAAAGUUGAACUGCUAUAGUUAAACUGGGCAUUCUUGAUACUUGAAUAUGGAAUAUGUGCACAGGGAAAAGAAAUACAACAUUGCACUUUAUAAGCACUGUAUUGUGAAGUGGAAAAUGCAAUGUCUUAAAAAUAAAACUAUUUAAAAUUGGCACCA